AUGGACAACCACCACCUUCCCAUUGAAGCUUGGCUCGCCGGUUUGCCCUUCACUGUCAGUAUUUCAACCCAGGAGUUGCCUUCCUCGUGCCUUAUUCUCUGCCAUCCUUCUCUGCCGUCCUUCUCUGCCAUCCUUCUCUGCCAUCCUUCUCUGCCAUCCUUCUCUGCCAUCCUUCUCUGCCAUCCUUCUCUGCCAUCCUUCUCUGCCAUCCUUCUCUGCCGUCCUUCUCUGCCGUCCUUCUCUGCCGUCCUUCUCUGCCAUCCGUCUCUGCCAUCCUUCUCUGCCAUCCUUCUCUGCCCUCUUUGCUGCUCACUUCUCUGCUUGGCUCUGCUCCCUGUCUGUUUCCCUCUUUUACUUCCCUCAUUUCUUCCCGGCCUGUCUCCCUUUUUUCCUCCCACCUCCCCUCAACUGCCACCUGAACCCCACCAGGGAGCGUUCAACUGGAUAAGGGAUCGUUACGGCAUGGAUCUCACCAAUCAGACGUGGAUGCCGCAGUUCCCCAUUGGCUUGCUGGAUCCCUCUCCUGCUGACGUGGCAGCCUGCAGCCAGUCACCCACUGCCCGAUGUGCAGAGGAGCCCUCGGAGGAGCUUAUUGGUCUGUUCGCCCGGAAUUCAGGGGAGGAGAAUGGCGCCCCAGCUGCUCUGUUCAACGCCUCUUUGGAGUCGAUCAAUGCAGGGGUCAUGCUGCUGAGGCGCUCCCCGCUCACUUUCCAGGUGGGCCAAGGGGUCAUGUUGCUGAGGCGCUCCCCGCUCACUUUCCAGGUGGGCGGCCACCAUUGGUUCAAGUCUCCUCGGCAAAAUGUUCCGGCUGUUCUUUCCUAUGCAUCUUUCAAGUCCAUCAGUGAGGGGGUCAUGCUGCUGAGAUGCUCCGCGCUCACUCUACAGUUUUUGGACACUUGGUAUAACGAGGAACCUUCUAACCGCCACUUACAGGAGGCCACGUGGGAGCAAAACCGUCUCAACCGCAUUGCACCACUCUUUGCAAAACACCUGGUGGUCGUGCCGUACCUGGAGCUCACUGGCCCGGAGGGUCGUCAGGUUCGGCAUGUGUGGUCGAUGGUGGGUCGGCAUAGGGACGAGGCACUGAGGGCUGCGUUGUUAGGAGCGUUAUUGGCAAAUGAGGUGGCGACUAAAGAGGAUGAUUGGACUCCAAGAGGGUAG
Closterium sp. Naga37s-1 is the source of this 1161-nucleotide messenger RNA. NCBI's taxonomy places the organism in Eukaryota, Viridiplantae, Streptophyta, Zygnematophyceae, Desmidiales, Closteriaceae. The record is from the annotation of a GenBank genome assembly.